This is a messenger RNA of Eurytemora carolleeae, 1640 nucleotides long. RefSeq lists its product as uncharacterized. NCBI's taxonomy places the organism in Eukaryota, Metazoa, Arthropoda, Copepoda, Calanoida, Temoridae. The record is from RefSeq and is a predicted model, not a curated record.
GUAUGGAUGAAGACUAAAGAAGAGAAACGUGAAAAUUGGGAAUACAUAGAGAAGGUCCUAUUAAGUGAGUUUCUGAUUAAACUGUAUGGAGACUUCUUUGGAAUACACAAAAGGCAGGAAUAUGAAGUCCACAACUCCAAUUGCCCAAUUACCUUACUGACUAAAUAAGUGCUUGAUUGAGAUACUUGAUUUAUUUAAAAUGUUUAUUUUGAUAUCUUAACUUUAUUUUGCCUUAAAUUUUUAGAAAAUAACAAUAACAACCUUCUCUGGGGUAAAAAAGUUUAGCUUGAUUUGUUCACUAAUUUGACAUUUUUGAGACAAUCAGGGUUCUGACUACAUUUAUUAUGCAAAAAAGUGAAGCGGAAAAAAGAAUAAAAAAUAGUCCCAUAUCUGACGAAAAGGUAAUCUUUAUUGGUGGUUUGUUAUUUUUUUUUAUCCAUACUGAAUAAAUGGUAUGAAAGCUCUUCUUUAAUGUUAUUUAAUGCAAUUUAAGUAAGUCAGGUUGCUCCCCCCUAAACUAAACACACAUGUAUCAAUCCAAUGUAAAAACAUAUUCAAUAUCUAUAUUCAGAGAUAAAUUUAAAAUAACUUUUAGAUGUCUGGGUUGUAAUAACAGAAAAAAUGUCUGAAGACUUCUCAAGCAACAAAGAAAUCUCAUCAUCCUCAACAUGAACUGUUGAACAGAAUGUCAAAGGAACUGUGCUUAUGCCACAAACUCAAAUUUUCUAAUCCCUAUAUCUUAACAACCUGAUGCAUGAUGGUUUGAACCUUUGAUAUUUCAAACUUAGACUAUGUGAUCUAACUUAACUUUAUUUGUGACACAGGGUUGAAAAGAUAAAAGGAUUAGACAAUCAGAGUUUGUGGCAAGAGCUCAAUUCCUUACUGUUUAAAUGUAUUUUAACCAUUGUAAAAAGGUUUAAGAUAAUCUCUAAUCUGAAAUCUGUUAGAAAGUCUACAUUUGAAAUAUUAAAGGUUUCAACCAUCAGGUUCUAAUGACAUAGAGAUUAGAAAAUUUUAAAUCUAAAAACCUUUAAAGUGAGACUAUCAAAUAGAUAUUUUCAUUUCAUUUAUUAAGACAUUUAUGCAAUUUAAACAUUAUGCAAAAAAAAUAAGCCCAAAUUUAAAAAUAUUUUUUCUAUAAUUUUAACGCUUCAACUUACUCUGAAAUGCUUGAUCAUCAACUUUUUAUCCCUUAAUUUUUUAGAUAUUUUUAGAAAAUAAUCAUUGAAACAAGAAUUUUUAUGAGAUAACAAAGGGAAAAUUUCCGAUCAGACAGGUAUAGCAGAACUAUUUGCAAAUCAAUUCAUAUUUUAGGUUAAUCUUUUCUUUUACUACUAUUUUUUGUCUCUGUCAGCGAUGAUUAGUCAAAGGUUUUAGGGAUACUGCUUUCAAUCUGGCAUUCCCCUCUUUACAGGGCGGGUCACUUGAAAUUACCCUUACAGACCCAUUUACACUUUUUUAGUUUUACAUUUUAAUCAACUGCAAAACCUGAAUCUGGAGAAAAAGUGAAAGAUAUCGUUGUUUUUCUGACUCAAAACUCUUUAUGAAUCUCAAGUUGUUCUUAUAAGCAAAAAAUGCACAAAUCACUUUUGCAUAAAGACCACAAAGGAAAAUAAACAGUUUAAAUAAACAAAAACAUG